Molecule: messenger RNA, 4726 nt
Organism: Ostrea edulis (European flat oyster)
Lineage: Eukaryota; Metazoa; Mollusca; Bivalvia; Ostreida; Ostreidae
Product: Fanconi anemia group D2 protein-like
Exons: 42
Coding region: 92-4366 (1424 amino acids)
Biological process (GO): mitotic intra-S DNA damage checkpoint signaling; double-strand break repair involved in meiotic recombination; interstrand cross-link repair
Cellular component (GO): condensed chromosome; nucleus
Molecular function (GO): DNA polymerase binding
Source: RefSeq, a predicted model, not a curated record
GCAUACAAUAUACGAACGAACUAUGGAUUUCAAAAUGGCGCGAAAAUAGAAAUUAACCAAGUUGCCUAUUUUUGUCAUCAAGUCUUGGAAGAUGGUUGCUGAUAAAAUGUCAAAAAUAAAGAGGAAAUUAUCAGAUCAAGAAGAUAAAAAAUCAGGGAAGAAAAGAAAGAGUUCAGAAAAUGAAGAGAAAUACUACAAAGAUGUUGUAUUCUGUCAGGUUUUGAAGAAAGCAGGACUAACAUUAAAAACAGGGAAGACCCAGAACGUUUUAGAUUGUGAUCAGGCUGCAUUCCAGAGGAAUCUUCAGAUAGCAUUGAAGAGACACGAUAACUUUCCGUCGGUUCUAGAUGAAUUUGUCGAAGGCUUUCAAGAAUACAUUGAAGACCAGCAUAGACUUCACUACUGCCUACUUCCAACUGUGACAUCAAAAAAAUGUGAAAGUGCUAGAUGCAGUUCUCAAGACAGUGUGGUGAGGUUGUUGAUUGGAAUAGACAUUCUACAGUCAAAAAUGAUGAUGUGCCUUCUUGAGAAGUUAGCAGAGUUCAUGGAGAAUGAAGAUUGUAUUGUGGAGCACGGCGAGAAGGUGAAUCUCCCCAAGUUACUGAUGAGUCAGUUUCGAUGGCUAGACAGAAUUCUGGACAGUAAGGAAUUGGCGGAUAAGAUGCUGGAGAUGAUCACGAUCGUGUCUGUCGACAUCCAGAGGGAGAUAAUUUCCUGUCUACCAGAAGUGGUAGAGGACUCAGAACAUAGCCAUGUUGCAACUUCACUCAGGGACUUACUAAUGGAGAAUAGCAGUCUCACGGUACCCAUACUAGAUGCAUUCUCUAACCUCAAUCUGAAUCCAGAACUGAUGGCUGAGGUUCGGGGAUCCGUGCUGCAGACUUUGGCGUCAGUGGACUUGGAGAAUUUACCUGUGGUUGUCAGAUUUCUUCUUCAGUCGGUCACCGUAGCAGAUGCUCUGGAGGUUGUCAGUGAGAUCCGACAAAAUUUGGAUUUUGCUCCUAGCUUUCCCUCAGCCACAUCAACCCCAAGGAAUGAGAGGAGACAGUUGUCAGGUGAUGAAACACGAGGAGUAGAAUCGUUAACGCUGGACGCCAUUAAAUCCGGGAUCAGGUUCCAGAAGAGCGUUGCUGAGGCGUGGAUUAAGGCUAUAGAUGCCGUCAAGCAGCCGGCCGAUCACAAAGUGAUAGACCUGUUUAUAUUGCUGAUUCUGUAUUCAACUGAUCGUAAGAAACCCGUGGAGAGCCUCACCAGAAAUAAGAUCCGGUCAGGGGCUUUCACUGAGGUCCUGCUGCAGGAGGCCUUCAGAGAGAGGGCGCAGGUGAUGAGGGACUACUUCCCUGCCAUUCUGUCUCUGGCUGAGGUCCUGCUUCGUUCUCCAGAACCAGCCAUCACAUUCUUCGCUGCUUCCAUGUACAAGAAUGGAUUUGUAGCUUUUGACACAUAUUGUCAGCAGGAGAUAGUGGGAAACCUGGUGACACACUUUGGCAGUGGGUUUGAGGGGGAGACAGAUUCCUCCCUGGAUAUUCUGUAUCAGCUGGUGGAUAAACAUCUCGACAAAAUGGCUCCUUUUGCGAUCUUUGUGAAGGUGGUUUUAGAUUACCUGGAUAAUCUAGGUGUUCCUCAGAUCAGGAAGUUGUACUCCCUACUGAGUACGCUGGCAUUCAGAAGUUCCCAGGGAGGGAAUAUGAUACAGGAUGACCUUCACAUCAUAAUCAGGAAACAGCUGUCUAAUGACAACCCUAAGUACAAGAGAAUGGGUAUUAUUGGAGCUGUCAUGGUGGUAAAAAGCAUUGCAUACAAUCAAAAUGGAGAUGGUGACCCUAGCCAGGCCUCAUCAGGUCCCCUGACAGAGAGCCUGUAUAAACAGGUUAUAAACUUGUUACAACUAGUGAGAACCAGCAGCAGCCGGAUGUCAGAGGGGGCAGCUCUCUUCAUGGACGAAUUGGCAAAUGUCGUGGGCAAAGGUCAUUUGGAUAUGAAAGUAGAGGAGUGGAUCACGGAGAAUGUGACUACAGAUUUUCAGGAUCAUUACGUGGUGGACAUGGACGAGACAGCAUCAGAUAGUAUGGUGCCACAGGAAAUAAAGUUUGGUUUGGAUGAUGACAGUGAAGUAGCGAUAGGCAUCCCUCUUGUGGCUCUCACUGAAAAGUCUGUAAAAGACAAGAAGAAAAUGCAGACCCAAAAAUCAGGGGAUAGCCUGGAUCCCAUUUGUUUGUCCCCACAUUUUCGAUUGCUUCGCAUGUGUGAACAACGACAGAAUCGAAACCUCGACAACAUCGAUGCCCUUCUUGGAUGCCCAAUCUUUUUACCAAAGUCGGAAGUGAUGGACAAAAUGGAGUCUCUCUCCAUGAAGGAGAAGGACGUUAUCUGCACUUCGCUAUUUCACGCCCUGAACUGGUUUCGGGAAGUUGUGAAUGCAUUUGCCACCCAAAUUGACCCAGAAAUGAAAGGCAAAGUCAUCACUCGACUUCACAACAUCACAGAAGUGUCCAAAACACUGGAGCAAUGCUUAUCAGUCCACCCGCAGUUUAGGCCUCCGCCCGCGACCUUUGACUGGUACGAGAAUCCAGUGCUGAGUGUUCCAGUCAAUACGAACACAGAUGGCAAAAAGAAGGGUAGAAAACCUGUUAAAAAAAAGAAAGGGGACAAAGAAAAUACGAGAGUGGACGACAGCGAUGAAAACAGCAAAGAUUCCUCGCAAUUGGACACACAGAACGAAUCGCAGAUUCCAGAAAAAUCAGACACUUCUGAAAGACCAUGUGUGGAUAUGGCAAACUAUAGACCAUUUUUCAGGGAGUUGGACAUCAGUGUUUUCACCAUCUUACACACUGGUAUGAUUACAAAGUCUUCGCUGGAUACAGAGCUCAACACAAAGGCGACGACUGAACUCCGUAUACAGCCGCCUCAGUUGGAAUUUCUUCUGGAGGACUUUACGAGGAAACUCUCUCACGCGAUGAUUUCUUCCACAUCAAAACGCAAGUCUUUCCUCAAGAGUAAAUCCGACAAGAAUGUGGGAUUUUCUCAUCUGGACCAGUGCACGCCGAAGUUUAUUGUGAAGAAAGUCGUGAAACUGUUGCCAGCUUUAUGUGAACAUUUGGAGAGUUCUAGUGGGUUCUUCCAGACGCUGAUUGUUGAGAACGAUGGUUUGAUUGACGGACCAGGAAGCAACUCUGCGGAGGCACAAACUGUCGGGUCCUGUUUUCACCUUCUCCUACAAUCUCUGCAGACCAUAUUUGCAUGGAAUGGAUUUUUGAUGGUGGAAAAUAAAUCCUUGUUAAAGGAAGGCUUAAUGACUCUGGUGUCCAGGAUCAAAACAGUGGGGUCCACUCAGCUGAGUUUCCAGGAGGUUCUAAAAUCAUCAUUUCAGUACAUAGAAAACUUUGCAGGAACAGUCCCCAAACUUGGCACUGGGGUAAUGCUGAUUAAAUUAAUGUUGACUCUAGCUGAGAAGUCCGAUUCCAAUGACACUUGUGUAAAAACGGCCACUGUUGCACAGACCUUCCUGAAGAGGGAAUGGUUGGAUGCUGAGGGACAGAGAGAAAAAGGAGCCAAACAUAAUGAGAAUUUGCAGUUUUUACUCAAAACCUAUUUGUGUCAUUGUGAGGAUUUCCUGGGGGCGGCUGAGGAAAUCACUACAAAGGGUGUUCCUGACCUUCUGGAGGGAGACAAAAAUGGGUUUUCUGAGGCUUAUCCCACCCUGACGAAGACAACGUUCUCUGUGUACUACAAGACCGUGUUUAACGAGCUUGUCACCUGUAUCAAGAACAUACACCCAGGGAAACAGAGAGAGGACAGGGAUGCGAAAUUAGACAAACUUUUGAAAUGGAACCAAGCUGUGAGAAUUCUUCACAUAAUGGUCAAUUUGAUGAAGGCCUUUGACGGUCGAGGUAAUCUUGGAGCAGCAUUAAAGUGUGGUCGUCAGUUUAUUGAGGUUUUUCUGAGACAAGGCAUGCCACUCCUUGACACCAUGUUCAGAUCCAACCGAGAAGAUGUACAGGGACUGCUCAAAAAUCUGCAGCUCAGCACGCGAGUUCUCCAUCACAUGUGUGGCCACUCCAAGAUUAUAAAAGACAUUGCGUUAACGAAUCAAGUUCCCUUCUUGAAGAAGUGCCUGGAGGCCUUUGUGUAUAGAGUAAAAGCCAUGUUGACGAUGAACAGAUGCUUAGAGGCCUUCUGGCUAGGGAACCUCAAAAACCGAGAUUUACACGGAGAAGAAAUCCUGUCUCAGGCAUCAACCACUGCUAAUUCGACAGUUGGAGACGUUGAGGAGAAUGAGGAGGAGGAGGAGGAAUCUGACGGAGAGGAGAGUGACGUGGAGGUAGAUAGUGUUGCGUCUGAUGAAUCACAAAGUGUGCAGUACUGAAGAAAACACAAGGACACUGUGAAAAUAACUUAUAUAGAUAGUUACCGUGGAGGUGGCAGAGUGACAGACUCAUGAGACAAGAAAAGUUUUUAUAGAACUGUACAUGACAUCUGCUGAAUUGGAAAUGGAAGAGGAAAUAUAUAGUUUGGAACUGUCAACAGAAAUGGGAGCAUUAGAUAUACAUGUACUGUAGACAAUGGGACAUUUAAUUUAUUCGGGACACUAAUACACAGUAAAUGCUGGUAUGCACUACAUGUAAUUUCUAGACCAGUGUUGAAUUUUGUUGUUAUUGUGUCAUUUACCGUAUUGUUAUAAAUUAUAUGAUUGUAUUGCAUGAUUAAUAAACAAGAAUGCGGGAAA